This is a messenger RNA of Symbiodinium natans, 1206 nucleotides long. The record is from the annotation of a GenBank genome assembly. Lineage: Eukaryota; Dinophyceae; Suessiales; Symbiodiniaceae.
AUGGAGAUCAGCCUUCGUUCCAUCGCUUACUUGGCUUGCGGUCUGCUGGCCCUGCUCGCGACGGCUGUGCUCCCUUCGGCGACCUUGUGCAAGCUGGAGGUCUGGCCCACGAAGCUGAGCAUCCCAAGGGCCUCCCUGGCGGCCCUGCAGGAUGAUGCGUCUUCCUUAUGCGAUGAGCACUGGACUUGGUCUGGUGUUGCGAGGUUUUGGCACGAGAAGAGCUCCAAGACAGGGCGAGUGAAGUGGAGCAUUCAGCGAUCGGGAGCCCCUGCGGCGGGAGGCACGGUCACCGCAGAGUCGUCUCUUGGGGUCCUUUGCAGCCACGGAAGCUUUGCGCCAAACUCUGCAGUCGUGGUGGUGCAGAGCCCAGAUCGCUUUAGCCCGAACUUGUGGCAUCGCAUGGCUGUGGUGUUUGAGGCCUGGGUGGUACCCAGAGUUCUGCAGCUGAAGGAGAAGCUCCCAGGGGAGGUCAGUAUUUCGUACCGCGUGCCGCACCUGAAAAACAUCACGGUGGAGACUGACCCUGGCCCUUUUCCUUGGCAGCUGCUGGGCCCGAUCGCUCCAAAGGACUGUGGCUACGAGCAUCGCAUCCUUGCUCCGUCGAACGGUUUCCUGUGGGACUUGGCAUGGGAUCUACCGAUGAAGUGUGCGCAUGCAUCCAACCUCUGGCGGUCAUUCCAGUCAGCACUCUAUGCUGGUGUCGGCCUCGACCCGGAGAUGAAUUUCGGAGGCAGUAGAGUCUGCUAUGUGGGCAGGCCUGGAAAAUCGACCCGGCAGCUGAGUGACAAGAGCUUCCGCGCACUGAAGGAGGCCGCCGAGGGAAUGAUGCUGGAUGGCCAAACCUUGGUCUUCCGCUCCUUGGGUUUCAAUGCCUCGGUGCCCAUCCAACAGCAAGCCAAGAUGGUGAGCGACUGCGACAUCCUGGUCGGAAUGCACGGAGCCGGCAUGAUGCAUUCGAUUUGGAUGUAUCCUGGCAGCGUCGUCGUUGAGAUUAUGGACCAGGAGCACGAAAGAAGCGCCUACUACCGAAACAUCGCACACCUGUCUGGACAUGUCUACCUCAGGCAUAACCAGAGAGAGCUGGGAGAGACGCCCGAUGUUUUCUGGCAUCUGAUGAUAAGUGCCACCGAGAUCAUCUCGAACAAGGCGAAUCACUCUCGGCACGCGAGCUUCAGAAAGUCACCAGUGACCAUGUGCUCAGCUUGA